GUGUUAGCCUCUCUCCCCACCUCUUGUAUUACAAAUGCUGAUUUCUGUACAGUCCCAGCCUCCUCCUCCCACAACUGGAUUUUAGGAACAGCUCAGCAGCUUCUCAUUCAGGCACAAGCUCAGCAAGGGGUGAAGUCUGCUCUCUGUCUCAAGAUGCCAAACUGGGGAGGUGGAAACAAAUGCAGCGCCUGUGACAGGACGGUAUACCAUGCCGAAGAAGUGCAGUGUGACGGGAAAAGCUUUCAUAAAUGCUGCUUCCUUUGCAUGGUAUGCAGAAAAAAUCUGGAUAGCACCACUAUGGCUAUCCAUGACAAUGAGAUUUACUGCCGGUCCUGUUAUGGAAAAAAGUAUGGACCAAAGGGUUAUGGCUAUGGCCAAGGAGCAGGCACUUUAAAUAUGGACAGAGGAGAAAGACUUGGCAUUAAACCAGAGGAAGCACAACACUCUCGCCCCACCACCAGCUCAAACCCUUCAAAGUUUGCUCAGAAGUUUGGAGGUACUGAGAAGUGCCCUCGGUGUGGAGAAUCUGUGUAUGCUGCCGAAAAAGUAAUGGGGGCUGGAAAACCAUGGCAUAAGAACUGCUUCAGGUGUGCAAAAUGUGGCAAGAGCCUAGAAUCGACCACUUUGACUGAAAAAGAAGGAGAAAUCUAUUGCAAAGCUUGUUAUGCCAAGAAUUUUGGUCCUAAAGGAUUUGGCUAUGGCCAAGGAGCUGGAGCUCUGGUCCAUGCUCAGUAAAGAUGACACAGAUUGUUGAAGACACAGAACGUUCCUUGAGUUCUCCUCCUUAUAAUUGGGCAAAAAUGUGUUCCAAAACUCCACUAAUCACUGUGAAACUGAAGUUAUACACCAUAAGAAGCCCUUAAGUUCUUUGUAACCUUGGGCUUUUAUUUUCUUUUCUCUGUAGGAAUCAACGCUAAUAAAGGGUUUUCAAAUGUUUAAAAUAAAAAUUAAUAAAAUCUGUGCCACGUAGAUCUGGAUUUAACAGUAUUAUACAACUGGGUGUUCCUAGAAAAUGUCAAUUCUAUAUUGUAUUUCCAUCGAUGUCUAAUAAAAAUCUAACUUCCUA
This is a messenger RNA of Spea bombifrons (plains spadefoot toad), 1066 nucleotides long. RefSeq names its product cysteine and glycine rich protein 2 (gene CSRP2). NCBI's taxonomy places the organism in Eukaryota, Metazoa, Chordata, Amphibia, Anura, Pelobatidae. The record is from RefSeq and is a predicted model, not a curated record. Gene Ontology annotation, biological process: muscle tissue development; sarcomere organization. Gene Ontology annotation, molecular function: actinin binding; structural constituent of muscle. The transcript has 6 exons. The coding region runs from base 154 to 735 and encodes 193 amino acids. Gene Ontology annotation, cellular component: nucleus; cytoplasm; Z disc.